UUUUGUCAAUUGGCAUGGUUUUCAGGCAUGGUUGAAAGGAAAUGUACCUAUUCAUAAAAAAUGACUGAAACUGAUGGCUCAACUCAAUUGUUUGGUGGGGUGGCAAAUGUGAGAGCCAAAACCCAGAACAUCCAUGACACUCCACGUUUUUACGAUGGGGAGGAAAAUGGUGUUGAUGAUAGAAUUACAGCUGAUAACAUGGAUGAGGCAAGGCAGCAGAACAUGGCGUAUGAGUACCUGUGCCAUUUAGAAGAAGCUAAAAACUGGAUCGAAGCUUGUAUCGAGGAAGAUUUGGGACCAACAAUGGACAUUGAGGAGGCCCUGCGGAAUGGAGUUAUUCUUGCCAAGUUAGGACAUUAUUUUGCUCCUGAAAUUGUUACUAAGAAAAGGAUUUAUGAUCCUGACUUGGAGCGCUUUAACGUGAGGGGUCUUCAUUUCAAACAUACUGACAAUAUCAACUACUGGAUGAGAGCCAUGGCUAGCAUUGGACUUCCUCAGAUAUUUUUUCCUACCACACCUGAUUUAUAUGACAAGAAAAAUAUGCCAAAGGUCAUCUAUUGUAUUCAUGCCCUUAGUAUCUGGUUGAGUAAACUGGGAAAGGCUCCAAACAUCGAGAAUUUGCUUGGUAUUGCAGAAUUUACGGAAGAGGACAUUACUGAGAUGAGAAGAGCUUUGGAGGACUAUGGUAUAUCUAUUCCUGCAUUUAACAAAAUUGGUGGUAUUUUGGAGAAGGAAAUAGGUGUUGAUGAGGCAGGUAAACAUGCUGCUGUUAUUGUUAUCAACGAAAUUCUCCAAAAGGAAGACCCAGAAGUUACACUCAAGGCACUUAACAACAAGAAAGCUUAUCUCAACUACAUUGAAAUUCCUAACAGUGUAAGGUACCACGAAAUUUUGUUUUUGGCAAAGCUUGAUAAAACUGAGACUGCUCUGGAAGAAGGUAAAACAUCGGAGGAAAGUGACAUUUACGAAUUCUAUCUGACUCAUACUGAAAUCCAGGACAUUAUUGAUGAUAUCAAUGAUAUAGUUCGAAAAGAAAUUGCUGAAAGUAAGUUCAGAGCUGCCAUUGCAGAAAUCAAUAGAUGUGCGAUGGGCGACUGUGCCCAAACAUUACUUGCUGCACUGCAAGUAACUGCUUCUCGAUUAAAGAACGUGAAUGACUUGAACUACGACUUGUAUCUCGAAUUUCUCAAGGCUGCAAAGCUAUCAAAGGAAGGUAAUCUCAACGUUGAUGAAAUUCAAGAAGUUUUAGAGUUGGCCAAUGAAGAAAUGAGAAAAAGAAGAGACCUCGAGGGAGCUCUGAAGGCUUUGCAUGAGAACUUUUUGGCAUCCAACAUCGAUGGAACAUUUGAGGCACUUCACCACGUCGCAUUCAAGCUCCCAACUCUUCACAAGAAUGCUGCCCCAAAAUAUCAGGCUACCUUAUUCUUUGAACUCGCAAAGUUGCAAGACAGAGCCGAGAAAGAAGCUGAAAAGGAAGGUGUAGAACUAGAAGAACCCAUUACUAUUCGAUUGACUCACGCUAACAUACAGGACUGUAUCAAGGCUGUAAACAACCAGCUGAAAGAGGUACGGCGGUUUGCGGAGGCGAUAGCCAAUAUAAACGGGUGUUUGGUUCAAGACGACCCACAGGAGACCCUAGGAGCUCUACAUGUUCAAGCUGCUGGUAUCAAAGAGGUAUUAGAAAGAUGUGCCGAUGACUACCACGUGUGGAUAAAAGAAGGUAUCUCAGUAAAGAAAACAGAGUCUGAGAUUGCAGAGGGCGACAGCUCCUGGAUUGAAAUGCGAAGUCCUGACAAUCAGAUAUUUUUCUACAAUCCCGAGUCCAAAGAGCUUGUCUGGCAAACUGAAUUGAAUUCCGUUAAACCAGAAGGAGCAUCAGAAGUUUCCCACUAUAUGGCGCAGGAUGAGAUUCAAUGGAUCGUGUCACGUGUCACAGCCAAGCGGCUCCGUGACGAGUGGUUCGAUACCAAUGUGGACGCUGUGGUCCGCCUGCAGAGUAUUGCGCGCAUGAGCAUGGCUAGAAAGAGGUUUAAGGCCAGACUGAAGUUUUUACACGAGAACGAGGAGGCUGCUCUGAGAAUUCAGUGUCUAUGGAGGGGAUACCUAAUCAGAAAAGAACUGAAAGCCCGAAGAGACUAUCUGAACGCCAACAUGAGACAUAUUAUCAGAAUACAAGCCUGGGUCAGAGGCUAUCAGAUCAGGAAGAACUACCUUCAGCUCACACAGGACAAGCCUUCAGUUCAGGUGCUGUACAAGUUCCUCUACCUGCUGGACCAGUCCGCAGUAGAUCACGCAGAGGAGGCAGAACUGAGGAAACACAAGGCUUCCAUCGUCAAGGAGAUCAGACACAACCAGCAGCUCGAGAAGGAAAUCAAUGAGAUGGACAUCAAAAUCGGUUUACUAGUGAAGAACAGGCUGACGUUAUCAGAUGUAGUGACAGCCAGUAAGAAACUGAAGAAGGGAGGCGAGGUGGUUCCCAAGAACCGGGGACUCAAGGAGCUGAGUAAGGAGAGCAGAGAGAUGCUGGAGUCGUAUCAACACUUAUUCUAUCUGCUGCAGACAAACCCUAAAUAUCUCGCUAAACUCCUCUUCACAAUGCCGCAGAACAACUGCACCAAGUUUAUGGAGAGCGUGGUAUUGACGAUAUACAACUACGGAACAAACUCGCGGGAGGAGUGCUUACUGUUACGUCUCUUUGAGAACGCCUUAAAAGAGGAGGUUCAGCGAAAAGUUGACAAAGUUCAGGAUAUAAGUACGGGUUCACCAACUGUUAUCAAGAUAGUUGUUGGAUACUACAGAGGAACACAGGGCAACCAGAACUCUCUCAAGUCGCUGCUGGGUCCACUAAUUGAACAAGUAAUGGAGGACAGCGAUCUGAACAUGAACAUCCACCCUCUGGAAGUGUACAAAGCCUGGAUCAGCCGGACCGAGAUGGAAACAGGGGAAGCUUCCAAACUUCCUUACGACGUUACUCCUGAACAGGCACUGAAACAUAAAGAAGUGACGGACGAGAUUGAGAACACCAUCAAGAAACUGGUCACCAUCAUCAAAUCCUUCCAGGAGAAGAUAAUCGGAACAGUCGACCAGAUGCCGUACGGAAUUCGGUACAUGGCUAUGUGCCUUCGGAAAAAUCUCAAAGAAAAGUUCCCAGAAUCCUCCGAGGAAGAAAUCUUGAAAGCAGUCGGAAACUUGUUGUACUACAGAUACAUGAAUCCCGUGAUUACAGCCCCAGACUCUUUUGAAGUUAUUGAAUUAGGAGCAGGGUCCAACAUGAACAAUGUUCAAAGACGGAAUCUUGGCUCUAUCGCUAAGAUAUUACAACACGCAGCCAGUUUUAAGAUAUUCGACAGCGAUGCCAGAUACCUGGCUUCCCUGAACUCCUUCAUCAAAACAGCCUACAUUAAAUUCAUGGAGUUCUUCGACGCAGCAAGCACGAUAUCUGAUAUCGACGAGCACUUCAACAUGGAUGAAUUCAGUGAUGUGACGAUGUUGAACAAGCCUAUGAUAUUCAUUUCUCCGAGUGAGAUAAACAGCACCCACCAGCUGUUGCUGGACCAUCAGAAACAGGUGACUGAAGCAGACGAUGAUCCUAUGAACGAAGUGCUAGCCUCGCUCGGUCCUAUUCCAGAGGACGAGGCCAUGCUGGGAGACAAGAGCACAGAGUUUGGACUGGUUCUCACCAACAAGUGGGAACUCAACAUGAGCGAUGAAAGCAAUAUUCAGGCCCUGUUCAGCAAAACCAAGUACCUGAUAGUUGACCUGUUGAAGAUACAACGAGGAGAGACUUUCACCGCAAUCCUUCAUACAGAUGCCAACAAGCAGCAACAGGAGUUGUACAAAGCGAUACACAGCAGACGGUUAGCUGCAGAAAAUGAGAAAACGAACGAAGAGGAAAAAAACAGUAAAAUGGCUCUAUUUGACCCCAAUGAUAAUACCAUCAAGAAACUCAAAGAGCAUAUCCUCAAGAAUUUGACAAUUUUAGAACAACACAAACUAGUAACUCCUACUGAAGAUUACCAAGAAAUACUGACGUCCAUCGCAAAGGACAUCUGCAACCAGCGGAAAUACAGACAACGAAGAAAACAAGAUUUGAAAAAGAUUGGAGAAACGGUGGAACGUAUGAGCAAAAAGAAAAAAUACUACGGUGAAGCCGUUACCUACUAUCAAGAAUAUGUGAAAGCGUGUGUGAACAACCUGUCGAAGGGUGGCAAGUCCAAGAAGGGAGACAGGCGGAAAACUGCACGAUACAGUGCCCACAAGCUUUACGAGAAGGGGGUCCUAGUGGAGAUCGAGAAAGUUCCAACUAGUUCCUUCAAAGCAGUUACGAUAGAGUUCUCAUCAACUGAUCAAGUGGGUGUGUUCGAGGUAUCCGGUAAACUGAGUGGUUUCAAUAUCGACAAAAUCAACGUGGUCUUCGAAAACUUGCUACAGCUUCAAUACGAAGGAGUGUCCACGUUAAAGUUCGAGGACUCCGGGGUGGUAAUCAACGUGAACCUUCUCAUAUUCCUUCUCAACAAGAAGUUCUACGGAGUGGAGUAACCCGCUACACGAGCAGACGCGAGUCUCUCAAAUCUACUUGAUUUUUAGUCUAACACAAACUUUAACUCGGUUUUAACAUCAUGAGAGGCAUCAAUAGUAUGACCCGAUCCGAGUUGAGUUUUGAUAUGUUGAGCUGCAUGCAAGAGACGUCGGCUAUCAGUCAUGGUGCAUAGAGUUUGUUGACAAACGUGCGAUAAUGUGCGAGUUUCAUAGCGUCACAGAUUAAUCAAUUUUAUUUCUCAUUUAACAUUCAACGUCUGAACAUUUUGAUCGACAAUGCGGUCACGGAACAACAACUGGUGUUAGAAUGAAUGAUGUUAGUUUCCUUUGAUUUAGAUCUUAAUAAUAAUUUUGUUAUCAGCGAAUGGUUGAACGUAAAACUGUAAUAGCAAUAGUUUAAUAGUAAUUUAAUAAAACUUUCGAUGAGAUUGAAUUACCAAUCUGUGAAGGUGAUGUUUCUAUUUUGUGACAUGUUUUGUUUUUUUACUCAGUUAAUAAGGGCGAAAAGCCGUACUUUCCUAGCAAUUGGUAUAAAUGUGAUUCUGGAGAAUGGAAUUCUAACUUUCUACCAUGAAA
Molecule: messenger RNA, 5115 nt
Organism: Bolinopsis microptera
Lineage: Eukaryota; Metazoa; Ctenophora; Tentaculata; Lobata; Bolinopsidae
Product: ras GTPase-activating-like protein IQGAP2
Exons: 24
Coding region: 61-4539 (1492 amino acids)
Biological process (GO): regulation of GTPase activity; mitotic actomyosin contractile ring assembly actin filament organization
Cellular component (GO): cell cortex
Molecular function (GO): actin filament binding; calmodulin binding; GTPase activator activity
Source: RefSeq, a predicted model, not a curated record